Messenger RNA from Harmonia axyridis, 1245 nucleotides. RefSeq names its product ras-related protein Rab-32 (gene Rab32). Bases 38 to 1066 code for a protein of 342 amino acids. Gene Ontology annotation, molecular function: GTP binding; GTPase activity. NCBI's taxonomy places the organism in Eukaryota, Metazoa, Arthropoda, Insecta, Coleoptera, Coccinellidae. The record is from RefSeq and is a predicted model, not a curated record. The transcript is spliced from 5 exons. Gene Ontology annotation, biological process: phagosome-lysosome fusion; endosome to lysosome transport. Gene Ontology annotation, cellular component: lysosome; phagocytic vesicle; Golgi apparatus.
UAAGCUCGAGUAACAUGACAUCGGGUAUCUGUUUAAAAUGAACACCGUGAACGAUAACGACACGGCUAGACCACCUAUCGAAAAGAACGCCAAAGCGAAAUACAUACUCAAAAAGAUCAAACUGAAGGUGAGGCAGGGUGCGUUUUCCGAAAAAAUCUCGGAGUUGCCUUCGACGUCUUCAGCAGACAGACAAACGCCGGAGGGAGACGAGAAUUUGAUGUUUUCAAAAUCGGCGUCGGAGACGAAUCUGAGCGAAUCGCAGACUGUGACGUCGAACGGAAACGACGCUAAGUUGAACGUCGAAGAGAAUAAGAACGUGGACGGCUUGCAUGCCUUUGAACGGGCCAAAUCAUUGGAGACGAUCAAAAGGAUGCCAGCCUAUGGUGAACUUAUAGCCGAUGUGCCUACUAUGACGUCGAGUCCAAAUCAAAUACAUGUCAGGCGUAGAGACCACCUCUAUAAAGUUUUAGUUAUAGGAGAUUUAGCGACUGGAAAAACAUCCAUUAUAAAAAGAUAUGUCCAUCGAUUUUUCUCCCAAAACUACAGGGCUACAAUAGGUGUGGAUUUUGCAUUGAAAGUAAUAAACUGGGAUGAAAAUACUGUAAUAAGACUUCAACUUUGGGAUAUUGCUGGGCAAGAAAGGUAUGGAAAUAUGACAAGAGUUUACUUCAAGGAAGCAGUUGGAGCUUUCAUAGUCUUUGAUUGCACAAGAGUGAAUACAUUCGAAUCUGUUAAAAAUUGGAAAACGGAUUUAGAUUCCAAGGUACUUUUAGCGGAUGGCAGCAAGAUACCAUGUGUUCUCCUAGCGAAUAAAUGUGAUCAACCCAAGGAAGGAAUUGUUAACAACAAUAGUCAAAUGGAUGAGUAUUGUAAAACAGAAGGAUUUGCAGCAUGGUUUGCUACUUCAGCUAAGGAUAAUAUCAACAUAGAUGAGGCAGCUAAAAUUUUGAUUGAAAAGAUACUAGAGAAAGAAACUGUCCUUAAUGUGAAUAAGGACGGUGACCAAUUUUCAAUUCAAGAGGACAAUACGGAGCAAAAUCAUGGGAAUAAGAAGUGCGCAUGUUGAUGUCGACUGAGAUGUAAAUACUUAUUUGUCCUGUUUUGUGGUCAAUUAUCAAUUUAUCAUUCAUAAUUAUUAUUCAUUGCUCAGGUGUACCUGAGUAUAAUUUUUUAUGGUAGUGUCAAUAGAUUGUUAGGAAUAUGUAUCCUUUUUAAGAAAUAAAAAAAAACAUUUUCUAUACCCAA